AAUUUCUUUUUCGUAUUAUGGACCCGUUUGUUUGGCUGUUGCUGCUAAGUGCGGCCAUGCUGGCUGGUAGUUACAUUGCAGGCUCGUUGCCAUUAACUACCAAAUUAUCCGAAAACAAGAUUCGUUUAUUUAAUGCUCUUGGUGCUGGUUUAUUGAUUGGCACAAGUCUCAUGGUGGUCAUACCCGAAGGUGUUGAGACUAUAUACAAUAGUAGAACGACGUUAGUUUCCAGUUUUGCCAACAAGGCCAAUGUAGCUAUACCUAACUGGACUUCUUCCGAGACACCAGAGCAAUGGACUGAACAAGAGAACGCAUUCGACAUUGUGAAACGAACACCCACCCACGCAGAAGAGGAAUUGAUUGGAGGAGGAGAGCAUACUGCUAUUGGGUUAGCAUUGAUCAUUGGAUUCGCACUCAUGUUUAUCAUUGAUCAAGUGAGCUCACUUCAUUUCGCCAACCCAAUCCGAAGUGGUGGUGGUGUGGAUUAUACUGAAUUGGGCACGGUGGGAGGAGGUAGUCUUGAAAACGAAGAGCAUGGUGAAGAAGGACAACAACAUGCACAUCACAUCACUGCUCAACCAUCAAUGACACCCACCGUGGGAUUAAUUGUGCAUGCAGCAGCAGAUGGUAUUGCUUUAGGUGCCAGUGCCACGCAUCCACAAUUAUCCAUGGUUGUAUUUCUAGCCAUCAUGCUCCAUAAAGCACCUGCUUCCUUUGCUUUAACCUCUGUACUUUUGGCAGGAGGCUUGUCUCAUACAACCAUUCGCAAACAUUUACUCUUGUUUUCACUGGCAGCGCCCGUUGGAUCCAUUGUGACAUUUUUGACCCUUUACUUUUUUUCAUCUGCUACUACCUCUGUAGCCAGUCUUGAAUAUUGGACAGGUGUACUGCUGGUGUUUUCAGGUGGUACUUUUCUUUAUGUGGCGAUGCAUGCUUUACAAGAAGUAGCUCAUUCAUCUGAUCACUCCGAAAAGACAAAUAGAGUUCAAUUGGUUGUAAUUCUUGCUGGCAUGCUUAUUCCAAUACUACUCAGCAUGACACAUUCUCAUUAAGUCUUUCAAUGUAUUUUUUGUUUUGUUUUUCUUUUCUUUUUGUUUGUUUGUUUAUCCUUGCCGAAUAUCAUCCCCGUUACUGACCUUAAUUAAUCACACACACACACACAUUUAUAAACCUAUUUUAUCACUACCUCCCCCGUCUCCUUUUACACCUCCCUGAUUUUUGAUUUGUUUGAUAAAAACUUGUUUCUUAUU
This is a messenger RNA of Mucor mucedo, 1250 nucleotides long. RefSeq names its product Zinc/iron permease. Gene Ontology annotation, biological process: transmembrane transport; zinc ion transport. Gene Ontology annotation, cellular component: membrane. The record is from RefSeq and is a predicted model, not a curated record. NCBI's taxonomy places the organism in Eukaryota, Fungi, Mucoromycota, Mucoromycetes, Mucorales, Mucoraceae. Gene Ontology annotation, molecular function: metal ion transmembrane transporter activity. The transcript has a single exon. Bases 18 to 1052 code for a protein of 344 amino acids.